AACAGAACAACUGAAGAAGAAAGGACUGAAUUUAUAUUUGAAUACAAGCAGACAAUCAGCUAUGAUUCUUUCUACCUAUCACACCAUCCAGUCUGUUUUUUGCUGCUGCUGCUGUUCAGUGCAGAAAAGAGCAGUGAGAACAAAAUUGAGCCUGGACAAUGAUGGACAACUGAUGGCUGGAUACUCAAUGUCACAACAGCUCUCCUAUGUGUCUACCCAAAAGCACAGAUGUGACAGGCAAUUUGUUCAGCAAUCAAAGAGGAAGCCACUACCAGCGUUACCCCCACAGAUCCCUGAAGAGUAUGAAGAGAAAAUCAGAGUCAUUGCACUCUAUGAUUUUUUUGCCAAAGGACCCUGUGACUUACCACUCAGGAAAUCAGAAGAAUACAUUAUCCUGGAGAAGUAUGACCCCCACUGGUGGAAGGCAAGAGACCAAUAUGGUAAUGAAGGCCUAAUUCCCAGCAAUUAUGUAACUGAGAACGAGCGAAAUAAUUUAGAAGCAUAUGAGUGGUACUGUAAAAACAUAAACAGAAAUCAGGCAGAACUUCUACUACGGCAGGAGUCCAAAGAAGGGGCAUUUAUGGUCAGAGAUUCAAGCCAAAAGGGAGCCCUUACAAUGUCUGUGUAUUCGCGAUCUAGCGGAAGCCACAGUGGAAAUAUCCGACAUUAUCAAAUUAAGCAAAACCAUUCAGAACAGUAUUAUGUAGCAGAAAAGCACCUCUUUCCAUCCAUUCCUGAACUCAUCCAGUAUCACCAGCAUAAUGCAGCAGGUCUCAUCACCCGCCUCCGACAUCCAAUUGGAUCAAUGGGAAGUUGUUUACCAGCAACGGCAGGAUUUAGUUAUGAGAAGUGGCAGAUAAACCCAUCUGAGCUGACUUUCAUGAAAGAAGUUGGGCGUGGCCAGUUUGGAAUCGUUCAGCUGGGUAAAUGGAGAGCACUUGUCAAAGUUGCCAUUAAGGCAAUCAAUGAAGGUGCAAUGUCUGAAGAUGAUUUCAUUGAGGAAGCUAAAGUCAUGAUGAAAUUAUCCCACCCAAAGCUGGUACAGCUUUAUGGAGUGUGCAUACAGCAUAAGCCUCUCUACAUAGUGACUGAGUUCAUGGAAAAUGGCUGCCUGCUCAAUAACCUUCGGCAAAGACGAGGGAGGCUUAACAAAGGAAUGUUACUAAGCAUGUGCCAGGAUGUCUGCGAAGGGAUGGAGUAUCUAGAAAGAAAUAGAUUUAUUCACCGUGAUUUAGCUGCAAGGAACUGUUUAGUCAAUGCCAAGAAUAUAGUUAAAAUAUCUGACUUUGGAAUGACAAGAUAUGUUCUAGAUGAUGAAUAUAUUAGCUCUUCGGGUGCCAAAUUUCCAGUCAAAUGGUCAUCUCCUGAAGUUUUUCAUUUCAACAAGUACAGCAGCAAGUCUGAUGUCUGGUCAUUUGGAGUUUUAAUGUGGGAAGUUUUUACAGAGGGCAAAAUGCCUUUUGAAAAUAAGUCAAAUUCUGAAGUUGUCCAUGAGAUUUCCGAAGGUUACAGACUUUAUCAACCAUAUCUGGCAUCACUCACUGUGUACAAAGUCAUGUACAGCUGCUGGCAUGAGAAACCUGAUGGUCGCCCUGCUUUUGCUGAGUUACUUCAGACCCUCACAGAUAUAGCUGAGACUGGAUAAUCAGACUUUCUAUAAAUAUGUAUUCUCAUUGCAGAGAUAGCAUGAAGCCCCUCAUGUGGUAAUUCUCAGUCUUUUACAGUCCUAGUUAGUUAUAUCCAUCCACAGCACUGUAAAUAUUGAGGAAUCUGUGCAGUUUAGUUGGUUUUUAUUUUCAGGUUUCAUCACAUUUUUAGUGUUUUGGGGGAAAUGGAUAGUUCAGGGGAUCAGUGAUGGGCUCUUAACCUUUUUGCCGCAAGGUUGCUAGUUCAAAUCAAGACCAGGUUCAUGAUGAUCAAGUCUAUGCUGGAGAGGAAUAAGCAAGGUUCCUUCUAGUACAUGGCACAUAGGUCUAAACUGCACAACAAACCCUUCUGCUUUAUAUGGCAGAUUUACACUAAAUUCUGCAACAAUGCCAUUGAUUAAGAAAUCAUUUGAUAAUUGGUCUGGCUCAUAGAUUGGGGAAUAGGGACAGGUGGCAGCAAAAGAGACUUAAGCACCCAUUAUGGAUUUCUAUAUGGGUAUUAGAAAGACCAGGUGAGUGAGGUAAUAUAUUUUAUUGGACCAACUUCUGCCGGUGAAAGAGACAAGCUUUUGAGCUGCAGAGAGCUCUUCCUCAGGUACUGUAUAGGUCGUCAAACACAUUUGAACACAGGACCUUAGGCACUGCAACACAGACUUCUGUCAUUUGAGCUAAAAGAGCAACUUAAGAUAGUAGAAAUAGUAAGCUUUUGUCAUCCAGCAGACCAGUCAUUAAAGGGAGAUGCAACCUCAUUUGCCUGUGUGGUAUACAUUCUCUUAGAGGACGGGUGGGAAGGCACGCAGGAAGACGCAGGUAUCCUAGUGGCUCUUAAAUCCCAUCUGAAUGGAAUGCCACUCUGUAACAAGUUAGGAGCUGCAUAGCUGGUGAAGGUGCCUGCCUGUAUUCCUUAGGAGCAUGAGAAAACAACCAUCAUCUCCUGCUUUCUCCAAGGCAGCAUUUCCCAUGCCACCCUUCUGCCUCUUGCUGCUGCGUACUUAACUAACACCCUCCUUCACUCAGCUAUACUGAAGCCCCUCAUGUGGUGUGCCAGUGGACAAGCUGAAGAGAGAGAAAAUGGCAGGAAAUUGGAACCUUUUUGUAUUUGUGUGGCAUAUGUAGUUUUUUGCAAAAUCAUGGCAAAUAGAUAAGUUAUCCGUCCAAUUUGUGUAACCAGUACUUGUUAUAAUUGGAACCCUGCUGUGAACAACAAUUGCACUGGUAACUUUUGUACAUUAUAUAUUUGUGGUGACCAAUGUUAGUGUGAAAAAAGCUUAUUGUUUGUAGCUGUACUAUCUGUUAAAUUUAUAAUAUGGAAGAGAAAUAGCAGAGCACUAAAGAAAAGGAAAACUAAAUAACUCACAUGCUACAUAUAUAAUCAUAUGUAUUAUUUAUACAUAGAUGCCUGUAUACAUUUGUAUUUUACAGCAACUUGUAGGGAGACAAAAUAUUUAAAACCUAUUGAUUGAAGAACAUUCUGCAUGACUUCUACAGUUUUAUCAUUUUAUUCUAAAUAAAAAUAAACAUUUUCACAGUUUUUGGAAUUAUGCCCAGUGAUAGAUUCCUUGGACUAAAUUCAGUCCUGACGUAAGCCUGGGUAACCUCCACUGAUGAUAAUAGUGUGCAAUAUUUUUAAGCAACGUGAUUAUCUGCAGUUAUUUGAAGAAUGUAAACAUCAAAGAGGAAGAAGAAAUGUUUAAUUACUUCGUGUACACCUGUGGAAAGUUGCCAGUUCUUUCGACUGCAUU
Messenger RNA from Chelonoidis abingdonii (Abingdon island giant tortoise), 3388 nucleotides. It is a transcript of the gene TXK, whose product is annotated as TXK tyrosine kinase. Gene Ontology annotation, biological process: protein phosphorylation. The record is from RefSeq and is a predicted model, not a curated record. Lineage: Eukaryota; Metazoa; Chordata; Testudines; Testudinidae. Gene Ontology annotation, molecular function: protein tyrosine kinase activity; protein binding; ATP binding.